This is a messenger RNA of Alnus glutinosa, 2179 nucleotides long. Its product is annotated as glucan endo-1,3-beta-glucosidase 8-like. Gene Ontology annotation, cellular component: plasma membrane. Lineage: Eukaryota; Viridiplantae; Streptophyta; Magnoliopsida; Fagales; Betulaceae. The coding region runs from base 641 to 2086 and encodes 481 amino acids. The record is from RefSeq and is a predicted model, not a curated record. Gene Ontology annotation, molecular function: hydrolase activity, hydrolyzing O-glycosyl compounds. The transcript has 2 exons. Gene Ontology annotation, biological process: carbohydrate metabolic process.
AGUUGCUGUUUUCAAUGCAUCACCGUUCUAUUCAAAAAGCUUCCUCUGUUAAAAAAUUACCCUACUUUUUAAAGAUUUUAACGCGUUUUGGUUUUGGUUUUGGGGAUAUACCUAAUAUAUAUGGUCCUCGUGCCGCUGCUCUUGGCAAAUCCCCCUCUGUUUCUUUUGGCCCUGCUUCAAAGAACAAUAACGCUCAUUGUUUCUCAGUAACUCCAAUCUUUCUCUCUCUCUCUCUAAAAUACAGUAGAACGCAGCACAUAAGAGAAAGCAAAGAAUAACGUCAACCCUACUUUUCCGAUUUCCGUUUCUUCCUAUAAACCUUUGGCCCCUUGAUGCUUUUCCCAAAGUCAUAAUUUUAUGCCAUAUUAUUACCUUUUUCUUUCAGAUAUAUAUAUAUUCUUGAUGCUUUUGAUAUUUAUUGGAUUUUUUUUCUAGAUUUUUCCUGGGAACAAAAAAAAAAAAAAAUUCGCUGCAUUUUCGCUGAUUCCUCGAACCCACCUACAAAAAAAAACCGUUGCUUUUCCCCCCCAUAUUUCUCUCUGCAGAAAAACCAACUAUUGCUUUUCUUUAAUUCCCUCCCUUUUCCAGUAAAACCCAUAAAUUUCCUCUAAAGUUCUUUUUCCUAGAGAACCGUGAGAUCAUGGAGAGACUGUGUUUUCUUAACUGGGUUUCAGUUGUGGGGAUCUUGGGUUGUGUUUGUGUUGAAGGGCUUGGUGUGAACUGGGGUACCAUGGCAAUCCACAAGUUGCCACCAGAUACAGUGGUUAAGAUGCUGAAAGACAACGGGAUUAACAAGGUGAAGCUGUUUGAUGCAGAGAAGUCCACAAUGAGCGCUCUGGCUGGGUCUGAUAUUGAGGUCAUGGUUGCUAUUCCCAAUGAUCAGCUGGCUGUGAUGACCGACUAUGAUCGUGCUAAGCAAUGGGUCCAGAGAAACGUCACUCGCUAUCUCUUCAAUGGAGGAGUUAACAUCAAAUAUGCAGCAGUUGGGAAUGAGCCUUUCCUGUCAUCCUACAAUGGCUCAUUCUUGAAUGUCACCUUCCCAGCACUUCAGAACAUUCAAAAUGCCCUUAAUGAAGCCGGUGUCGGAGACUCCAUUAAGGCCACUGUACCUUUAAAUGCUGAUGUCUACAACUCACCACAGACUAGCCCCUUUCCAUCCGCUGGACGGUUCCGGAAUGACAUUAAUGACCUAAUGACCCAGAUUGUCCAGUUUCUGAGCAUGAACAAUGCGCCUUUCACAGUAAACAUUUACCCUUUCCUAAGUCUUUAUGGCAAUGACGACUUCCCUAUUGACUAUGCAUUUUUUGAUGGGGCUAGCCAGCCAGUUGUUGAUGGUAAUGGGAUUCAAUACACCAAUGUUUUUGAUGCCAACUUUGAUACCUUGGUGUCUGCUCUGAAAGCUGCUGGAUAUGACAACAUGACCGUUAUUGUAGGGGAGGUGGGGUGGCCAACAGAUGGGGACAAGAAUGCCAAUGUAGGUGAUGCUUAUAGAUUUUAUAACGGGCUAUUACCAAGACUUGCAGCCAAUAAGGGCACCCCACUACACCCUGGAUAUAUAGAAGUUUACUUGUUUGGUCUUAUAGAUGAGGAUGCCAAGAGCAUUGCUCCGGGCAAUUUCGAGCGCCAUUGGGGAAUUUUUAGGUACGACGGUCAGCCCAAAUUUGCGAUAGAUUUUUCUGGUCAGGGUCAAAAUAAGUUUCUUGUGCCUGCACAGAAUGUGGAAUAUCUUCCUGCGAAAUGGUGCAUGUUCAAUCCAAAUGCCAAGGAUCUAACCAAACUUGCAGAUAACAUAGAUUUUGCAUGCACCUUCUCAGAUUGCACAUCACUCGGAUAUGGUUCCUCUUGUAAUGCCUUGGAUGCUAAUGGGAAUGCCUCAUAUGCAUUUAACAUGUAUUUCCAGGUUCAAAAUCAGGACGAAAUGGCCUGUAAUUUUCAAGGUUUGGCCACGGUGACUAAACAGAAUAUCUCGCAAGGGAACUGCAAUUUUACCAUUCAGAUAGCCUCAUCUUCUUCUUCUUCUUUGCGGGGGUCCUCAGUGGUGGUGACUUCAGUAUUUAUUACUCUAUUAAUCUUUCUGUGGCUAUAGAUUUAUAUUUGUAGAUAUAUCAGGCGUACUAUUACUUAAUUUUUGCUAGUUUCAUUUUAUAUAAAAUAAACUCUUCAGGAUUAGUUUGUUUAA